Molecule: messenger RNA, 2135 nt
Organism: Gastrolobium bilobum
Lineage: Eukaryota; Viridiplantae; Streptophyta; Magnoliopsida; Fabales; Fabaceae
Product: glycosyltransferase-like KOBITO 1
Exons: 11
Coding region: 43-1650 (535 amino acids)
Biological process (GO): cellulose biosynthetic process; response to abscisic acid
Source: RefSeq, a predicted model, not a curated record
UUGCGUAUGUGACUUGGUUUGGUGUGAACCACUGCAUCAACCAUGCCCGUGACCAACCACCACCACCACCUCCAUGCUCCUCUUCGCUCCACCCCUUCUUCCUCUACUUUUUCAUCAUCAUCUUCUUCUUCACAUUCUUUCACCUCAAAGAUCCUCCUUCUUCUCACUAUUCUCCCUGUGUCCUUGGCAGCCAUAGCAUUCAUCCUUCAAUGGCGUGGUGGCAUCACCGAUCCAACCACCCUUUUGUCUCCUCCAGGUUCCCAUCACUUCCCUGGUAUGGACCCUUCUCCUCUUUCCCCUCUCUCCCAUUCCUCUUCCUCUGACUGUGUGAAUCUUGGACGCACCUCUUCCCCUUCCUUCCCUUACUACCAUAACUGGAAGCUUGACUAUGGAGCUAGUCUAAGGCCAAAGAUUUGUGUUACGAGUAGCACAUCAGCAGGGCUUGAGCAGAUUCUACCUUGGAUGUUUUAUCAUAAAGUAAUUGGAGUGACAAACUUUUUUCUUUUUGUGGAGGGGAAGGCUGCUUCUCCUGAAGUAUCAAAGGUCCUGCAAUCAAUUCCUGGUGUAAAGGUUAUAUAUAGAACAAGAGAGCUGGAAGAACAACAGGCUAAGAGCCGUAUUUGGAACGAGACAUGGCUGGCAGGUUUCUUUUAUAAGCCAUGCAAUUAUGAACUUUUUGUGAAGCAAUCCCUCAAUAUGGAGAUGGCUAUUGUUAUGGCAAGGGAUGCUGAUAUGGACUGGAUUCUUCAUCUUGAUACUGAUGAAUUAAUACACCCGGCUGGUGCUCGGGAGUAUUCUUUAAGGCAGUUGCUUCUUGAUGUUCCAGGAAAUGUUGAUAUGGUCAUAUUUCCUAACUAUGAGAGCAGUGUUGAGCGAGAUGAUAUCAAAGAACCUUUCAGUGAGGUAUCAAUGUUUAAGAAGAAUUAUGAUCAUCUUCCAAAAGAUACAUACUUUGGCAUGUAUAAAGAUUCUGUACGUGGCAAUCCAAACUACUUCCUGACUUAUGGAAAUGGAAAAUCAGUUGCCAGGAUACAAGAUCAUCUUCGGCCUAAUGGUGCACACAGAUGGCAUAAUUAUAUGAAAACUCCAAAUGAAAUCAAAUUGGAAGAGGCUGCUGUUUUACAUUACACAUACGCCAAAUUCUCAGACUUAACUUCUAGACGUGAUCGAUGUGGUUGCAAACCUACAAAAGAAGACGUCAAAAGAUGCUUCAUGUUGGAAUUUGACAGAUCUGCAUUCAUCAUUGCUUCAACUGCGACUGAAGAUGAAAUGAUGAAGUGGUAUCAUGAGCAUGUUGUGUGGGGUGAUAAAGACCUGAAGAUUAAACUGUUGAGGAAGGGAAUAUUGACUCGCAUAUAUGCUCCUAUGGUCAUAAUACAAAGUUUGAGGGAAUCUGGAGUCUUCAGUUCUGUCAUUGCAUCUGCCCCAACACUUUCCAAAGAAAUUUUUUUGCUGUCAAUUAAUGGUAGUAACUCAACAAGAGCUGUUGCCUCUGUAUCCCUCCCUUCCAGAAAGAUUGGAAGAACCAAAGAAUCUCAAGCAACCAUAAGGAAAGUUUUGGAUAUUGAAUCUGCUGCAUUUCAUGAAGUGGCUGUACCACCACUGUCUCCACCAGGAGUAGAUGAUAAUAACCUCAAUUCACACUCUUGAUGAAUCUCAGAGCAACCUUCCUUCCUCCUCCCAUUUUAGCAUUUCGUUUGUCCUGUGAUAUGCAGCAGUGGAAGAAUCUUUAGAAGAGCAAGUUGGGUGCUUUUUCUGGUGAUCUAAGCUUUAAAUAUAUUUGAUGCUUGAUUGCUGUCCAAGUGCCACAUAUUUGUGGUCAGUGACUUGUUUUGGGGUUGGAUGGCCCUUGAUGAAAAUAGUUUGAUAUCUUGUUUCAGCCAUUUUUUCUGUACAGAAAACUAUGUGCCACCUUGUGUGUAAUUCUUUUUUAUGCCUUUUCACAUCCAGAACUAAAAUUGUGACUAGGAUAGUAGGAUUUGAUCACACUCAUUUCAAUUAUUUUUUUUGUAUCAUAUAUUCAAUUAUGUCGAAGCAUAUGUAAAGUUAUUAGCCAACCAUGACAUGCUAUUGGUGAGUGUGGAGUAUUUCUUGUUUCCCUAGUGCUAGUAAUAUUCGUAGUCAUAUUAUAAGAA